Molecule: messenger RNA, 20874 nt
Organism: Betta splendens (Siamese fighting fish)
Lineage: Eukaryota; Metazoa; Chordata; Actinopteri; Anabantiformes; Osphronemidae
Exons: 2
Coding region: 10814-13222 (802 amino acids)
Source: RefSeq, a predicted model, not a curated record
UGAAUAAAAGCACCGCAUUACAAACCAAUAAACUGAACAAAAAUAUUUUUUAACAAAAACACACGGACUUGAAUUUUAAGCUGUUUUUUUCGUUUAGAGAAAAACGAAAAACAAAAAACCUCUGCUUUUAAUUUUUAAUCGAAGCUCAUCCGUGGACGGGUCGCGGGGCAGCAGUCGUAGCAGAGAGCUCCCGACUGCCGCUCGAAUGAAACACGAGAUCGAAUGAAAUGUGAUGUGUUUCGUACUCAGAUGACUUGGAUCUGAGUUCGACCAAGCUUUUGCUUGUCUCAUGUUUGCUCACAGUCGCAAAGGAAAUCUACACACCCCUCCCCCCUCCUUUGUAGAGGCGCAUAGACAUGCUAAUGUGUUGCUACUACUCGAUCAGCAGGUGAGAAAUACCUCAGCUCCAGACAAAGCUCCGUGGGAGACAGGGCAGCAUCGGGCGGCGUGAUCAGCUGCAGGUCUAAGACUCAUUUAUGCAGCAAGUAGUUUGUUCUACAUACGUUUACUCUGCAAAAAUAAACGUAUGUAUUUAUCGUAGCUUUCUGAUCUAAGUUAUUUGUAGCACUUCGACAUUCGUUUAAAAUAUGCAGUGCUUUUUAAAAUGAAAAUACUAAUAUUAUUAUUUAUUACCUUUAUUGUAAACACAGUAUUAAUUGCACAAUUUGGACUGGAGAAGAUUUGCGCUUCUUUCAUAAUAAUCAUGGAUAAUCAAGGAAGAAACUGCAGUUCAUAUUUGUUAUUCAGGGACGGUUUAAUAAAGAUUCAGUAUGGUUUUUGACUGAACUGUCAGCCAAGGUACGUGCAUUAUCAAAUGAAUGCGCCUGUCAGCGGGGAAGACAUCAACUCUAUUCAGUCGCUCUUCAGUCGCUGCUGCCGUCUCCUCCCCAGUUCACACACCUUAACACUAGGACUACUGCGUUUUCUAAAUAUACCAGUUCCUACUACAAGGUGUUCCUACGAAGUUAACCAGCUGUUUAUUUCGUUAUUACUCCUUUCACCUGUACCACAUAAAGUCAUUGCAGAGCUACAGCCAUGUUCCCACGAAGUUAACCAGCUGUUUAUUUCGUUAUUCCCUCUUUCAUGUCCGUCUGUUGAAUGAAAGUGGGCGUGGCCAUCCACGUCCCAGAGCGGUGACACUGGGGGAUGGGAAACGCUCAUCAACACGCAGGACAAAGAUCUGCGUUUCUCUGCUGCUACAGCCUCGGCUGCGUUGUGUUGUUAGUCUCCCUUUCACCUGUACCAUAUGAAAUGUGUUCCUACGAAGUUGAUCAGCUGCUUUCAGAAUUCCCCAUGCAGGUUUGAACAGGGCAAACAUUAUUUUUAUUUACAAAAAAAAAUUAAUACGUUUACAGAUUGACCGGUGAUGCCGCACAGGUUGCUCUCAGUUACAGCAGCUGUUUGAAGCAGGGAAAAGCGAGUUAGCUGUCCUUGUCGAUGCCUUGACAAUGUUUUAGCAUCGGUUAGAUCUCUGAGCCCCGACUUUUAUGUCUUCUUUGGAUUAAAAAACAAAUGUUGAAUGUUCUCAAAUAAUAUAAUAUUGCCGCCCUCCGCGGCUCCCAGUGUUUGUUUUUUUCAUUUAAAACGUGGGUGUUACCGGUGGCAGACCUCUGGUCUAGAUCAUCCUUAUUCACUUUUUUAAAUUGUAGUAGUGUAACCUUAGUUAGUAUUCCUUUUUAUUUUUUUAAUUUUAUGUUUGGGAAACGUGACAUUUCAGCUACUGUGAUUUUAUUUGUCAUCAACAUUAGUUCCUACCUGUCCUUGUUGACGGGGGACAGGAAAAAGGUGACGCGCGUUGGAUAAGCGCGGCGUAAAGAAAAAAGUGUACAUGUGCCGUACUGUCUUGCCGUGUGGUGCAUUAAAGAAGCAUUCCACGUAAAGAAAAUUGCCCGUACCAACAGCAAGAAAUCAGGGUUACAGUAGCUUGUCUGCCAUAAAUCGAACGCUGCACGCGGGAGGGCGCACCGUUCAGCUUCUUAUUUUCGGUUUUAAACUGCCAUAAUUUGCCAUAAUUUACUUACGUUCAUAACUUCAUACUAUAACGCGACCAGCGGUUCAUGGUCUUGGCGAUUCAUGCACUAAGUAAUACAACGUUGUCAUCUCGUGAUCACAUGAUGAUGAUAAGACGCUGUUUUUCCAAUAAUUAAAAUAAAAAAACUGCUUCCACUCAGACUCGAACCCCGGACAAAAAAAAAACGUUGUGGCCAUGCACGUUAACCACUAGGCCACCCAAGACCUGAUCAUUGGUUGUUCUACAAGAGGCUAUAUGACGUAAGCAACUACGAUGUUUCAGGACCAAAAGUGGGAGUCAAUCGCCACCUACAGGCCAGAAGGACGUAACACACUCCUCCCGCAGUACAAACCCGGCACUGACGCGGCAGAUUUGAAACCCAAACACGGUGGGGGUAGACACUUUUACCGGCUGCCUCUAUAGGAUGGAGCCAGAGUCCGGGUGUAAAAGACAAGAGGUUAAGUGGUAGCACUAUAGAUUUGGUCCAGUUGAUAGAGUAUUCUGAAAGUUCUGAGAAUUCAUCUAUGAGGCUUAUAGUUGUAGGAAGAGACGUCUGUGGCUCCAGGAGAAACAGUAAUACAUCAUACAUGUUCAGUUCAGUAUUGCACCUAACCAGCACAUGAUGAGUGUGUUGGAUAAGAAACAGCACUAAGGUAAAAUUUUUCCAUUACAUUCCCCCCUUUUGAUUACACAUUAAUCAAACACUAAAAUAAUAAAAUUUUUCAAACAUUGCAUUUUGUAGUAACAACCCUUACAAAUGAAACAGUAAGUGUAUUAAGUCAAAAUUCAAAAAUACACCUUCACAUAAAAUGCAAGUAACUUAGGGACAAAAGGUUGGGAGCUGUUUUGGUGGGUAGUUAUACAAGAAUGACCUCUGUAUGAGCAUGUGAAGAAAAUAAGCCCAUAAUCAUAUUUGUAUCAGAUUAUAUUUUGUGAUCAGAUAGCCUAAGACCAUCGUCAAAGUCAUUAAGUGAAUUAGAGGUGGGGUUUUUGAACAUACUGUAGUGCAUUGUGUCAUUUGAUACGAAAGUGUUGCUGAGGUCGCACGCAUGAUGAGACCUCUAACCAGUGGGAUAACUUUAAGAUCUUUAAUUAUAGAUUUGGGUCUAGAAUGAAUAGGAGAAUCAGGGAUUUAACAGAAUGAUGGUGCGUUUUGUCUCAUAACCUCUGUCAUCUGUGUGUUGAAGUAUUGACAGUUUUUACGUGCACGGUUUAGGCAGGUUUCAAAUUGCUUUAACUUUGUUGGGUGAGAUGGAUUUGCCAUCAGCUGUAAUUACAAUGACCCAGAAAAUAACCUUUGUCUGAACUAACUGUAAUUUAGACAGGCUCUCUUUGUGGCCUGUAGCAUCCAAUGUUUCAGUAGCUUAGUGGUGUCUGCAGUAACACCAUCUAUGGCUCCUUUAAGAGGGUGUUGUUGUUUACAUGGUUUGUGGUCAGAUUUAGGUGUGAUGACCACUGGUUCACAUCCUCUGAUCGAACCUACAUCAUGUUUGUGUGUGAGCCACAGGGAAGCAGGGCUUCCUUUAAGGCUGAGUGUUGGGUCAGAGUGUCCUCUGAAAAAUGAAAAUAAAAACAAAAGCAUGUAGUGUGUCAUUAGAAUGUGGGGGAACCAAGUUCACUGUUUGCUGCACAUAACGGGCAGAAUAAAAAGAAGUUUUCUAAAAGUAUGCAAAGUAGGUGAAUACGUCACAUGGGGUCAGAAGUCAUUCACCAGUCUCCACCCCGUUGACAUCUGUUCACGAAAGGACCCACGUCCUGUCAUCUGUCUCCAUCAUGUUUUUACAGAGGGACAUGUGGAACUGUAAAAUAAACAUGAAAAAUCUUUUUGUUCGUUAGUAAGAGAAAUCGCAAGCGCAGACCUGUGUUCAUUGCAAAAGAGGGAAGUUGAGGUCAGUUUGUCAGUGUGUGUGUGUGAAAUCAUAAACAAGCUGUGAUGCAGCCUGUGUGAGGGCCUCAGUUACAGCCCCCCCUCAGCAGCCAAUGAUAAGAGCACAGCUGAGCUGAACUUAACACUAACAAAAGAGGGAUUAUUCAGAAUGUCUGUAGAUGUAACCUGCACUCCGUCUGGAGUGGAAAUCAAUCAAAUACCUAAACUACACAUCAGAUCUCUUCCUAAAAAUUUAACUGGGCAUAAGUUUGAAAGCAAAAAUUAAUCUCAAGGUGUCUUGCUGUCAGAUGUUGCACAAGACAGUGAAAGAAUAAGUUUUUCUUUAAUCCUAAAAAUUUAACUGGUACGUACAGUAAUUAUUAUUACUUCUCUCUAAUAGUCUGUUUUGUUUUGUUUUCUUCUAGUCUGGCCAGACAAACCUAUAGUGUGCACAUCUUUUUAGAAACAUGAAGGAUUUUAUUACUGAAUUUGUUGCAAGUUAAAAUAGUUUAAACCCAUCAGACUGUAAAGUCAUGCAGCAGUUGUCAUUUAGCUGUUUGUCAUAAUUUAAAAAUCACUCUGGGAUUUUUUUUUUGAGCAGAAAGCGAUUCUUCAUUGCAAUAAGCAUGAACAUGAAUUUGAGCGUGUAUCAGCUGUAAGCGUGUUUCUUCAUUGCGUGCGUGGAAAUGUGUGUGUGUGUUUGCGGUACCGUCUUCUGCCUCACGUGAAAAGGAACCGUCACCUUCCUCCUUCCCCAGUCUGAUGUGAGUGCCAGUGGGUGAAGCCUUUCGAUAGGACAGUUGUUCCUCGAUGACAGACCUUUCCUGGAUCCUUGGAUGCAGCUCUUUUGGGCCGAUGACGUCUAAAGCCUCUCCUGUUGUUUCAACCAGUGUCUGUGUCAGAGCACGUCUUCUCACUCUGCUGUUGCUCUGUCCUUGUUUUCCUUUGCUGAUUGUCAUAAGCAGGUGUCUGUCAGACACACACGCUUGUAGUAGCUGGUUCAUCUGAUGAGCCCAGAACGUGAUGGCUGCAGACGUUGUGGGAGUCAGUGAGGCCUCCAUGCUGUGGUCUGUGUCCUCCAGCUGCUGUGGUGUCAGAGCUUCCACCCUAUUCUGGUUGUUGGUCAGGCGCUUCUUCUCCUUUGGUUCUUCUGCUGAUGGUGGGAAAGGAGUCCAGAUCCGAAUUUACCCUCAUCUGCAUUAGAAUAGAGAGCAGAAACAAUGGGAGCAUUUGCUCUUGGCAUGACGUGUGUGUGUGGUAUGUGUGUGUGUGGCAGAGUGCAAACAAUUCUUCCCCAGAGUUGUUAUCUCCUUUUUUUUCUGUUACUCUCAUCUCUCUUUUGUUUCUUUUAGGGCUUUAGUUUUGAUAUUUUUGCUUUUUCAAAUCUCAUCUUUUGUAUCUAACUUCUCUUUUAAAGGUGCAUAUGUCUUUUACACUAAGUGAUUCUCCUUUUGAACCCAUAACCAGUUUCCCACUCAUGAAAACAUGAAACGCACUAAUAACCAUAUUUACUUUUACUUUUGUAAUGCUGCAGUCUGGUGGUGGAGACUUAGAUCGCCCCGAACCCAUCUUUCAGAGUCCCGGCGGUUUUCUGCCUUAGACUUUUUUUGUGUUCCGGCCGGAACCUUUUUUCGAAAUUUCUCUUCCACGGACGUCUCCGUAGAAAGGGAACCGCUCAGAUCAGCGACAGGGUUCUCGGAAGUGCUCCCUCACUGUCAGGCCCCUCUAAGACCCGGGUCCCUCGUAUCUCAAAAACACUUCCCCCUGCAAACGCGCUCCAUAUUUUAGAAGCCGUCUUUUAUUUCUUGUCCACUCCCUUUGGACUGCGCUCAGAUCUUCACACUGGUCUGUAUCCUCAGUACAGACAAAACAAGCUCGGUUCCACGAGCCAACCCUUAGCAACCACCGUCUCGGCCACCAGGGCAGACUUUGACCUAAUUAAUUUUUCUACCCGAAUAUUAAAUUUAAAAUUUAAAAAAAAAAUUUGUUUGGUCCUAAUUUUUAUAUUUUAGAUGUUUUUAGCCACGUAGUUUUAGAAAUAUUAUUAUCUCUAGUCCUAGUUAUAUUUUCUUUUAUGUUUUAGUCUAGUAGGGGAUGCUUUAGAAUUAAUUGUUAUUUGCCUUACUUUCCCUAAACCAAAUGAUCAGAGCCAAGUAAACCCUGAUACCUGAAACCAAUUUCAAACCCGUUUUCUUUUUUUUUUUUUUUGUUUUCUUUGAUAAGUCGCAACAAAACGGAAUCCCUCUCACCGGGCCGAGUAGAGGUUGGAUUUUGAGUUUGUUGGAUCUCGUCAGAGGCGAUCCAGACGGGUGAGCAGUCCUCCCACUCAGAACAGCUGUAGAGGUUUGGAGGCUGAGCGACCCUAGUCCUCAGGACUAUCAUCCCUGGUCACACCGUCCAGACGACCUGCAGCGGGAUCCUGUUCGUAGACGCCAAUUUCUGUGGUGGAAAUUUUCCAUAAAGAAGCAGAUGAGAGAGAGUUGUCCUUUUGUGCGAUUUAUUGAAAUAAUAAAGAAAAUAAAAAUAAUGGGGAAAGCAAAUAAAAAGCAUGGAUAUUGAUCAUGCACAUCAACAAACCAAAAACCAGCUGGGGAGAUCAGUGCACACACCACGAAGGUGUGAUGCAAAGAGCCCACGAUCCUCAAGUUGCUUUUGCCUUUUAACCCCUUUCUCUGGCUCUGGUGGAAUGUCUCUCUGCAGCAAUAGAAUUGUUUACGCCACUUUAUUUCGCUGUGAGUGAGAAUGUUUGCUUUCUCACUUCUGCAUCGUCAUGUCUUGUUAUGCAAAGGAAGGAACACCGAGCUUCCAAGACAAGAUGCAUUUGCUUUAACAGCCUUGGGUCUGGUGGGGAGUCAGAUAGGAUGGAGCCAGAGUCCGGGUGUAAAAGACAAACAUAUCAUAAAUUAUUAGUCAGUCAAAUGGAACAUCAGAUGUUUAGACUUGAUGUACUUCAGGGCACAAGAGAUUAUUUGUUUGUGUAAGAAUGUUCAGUCCAGUAUUGCACCUAACCAGCAUAUGACGAGUGUGUUGGAUAAGAAACAGCACUAAGGUAAAAUUUUUCCAUUACAAAUGUCUAUACAGGAGGAUUCUGCUGGCAUGGGUUUUAUCCAUUUGUGGACAUGGUUCAGUCUAUUGGCAAGAAAAUAGUGGUGGAAGUCAGGUAGUUCUAGGCGGCCGCAGCGUCUGGACUUUUGAAGGGGUUUUAAACUAAUUCGUCUUGGCUUGGUUUUCCACAAAAACUGUGAAAUGUAGGAGUCUAAUGUUUAAACCACACCUGGGCUGGCUGAGUUGGAAUCAUUGAGAAUAUGUAAUUAAUUUUUGGCAGGAUCAUCAUUUUUAUGGUGGCAAUUCUUCCCAUAAGUGAAAUGGGUAAGGACUGCCAUCUUUUGAGGUUGGCUUCUAUUUGUUUUAAUAAUGGUUUGUAGUUUAGAUCAAUAAGCUCUGAUAGCCUAUCAAUUGGGCAUUGAAUUGACGACAAUUCAAUGCCCAAGUAUUUAAUGUUUCCUGAAUGGAGUGUGGUAGAAGAGAUGUUAGUCACCUUAAGGUUAAGUGGUAGCACUAUAGAUUUGGUCCAGUUGAUAGAGUAUUCUGAAAGUUCUGAGAAUUCAUCUAUGAGGCUUAUAGUUGUAGGAAGAGAUGUCUGUGGCUCCAGGAGAAACAGUAAUACAUCGUCGGUAUAUAAACUUAUUUUAUGAUUUACUGAUUUGGUCGAUAUUCCAUUAAUUCCUUCAUGCUGUCUUAUUGCUGCGGCUAGAGGUUCAAUAAAUAUUGCAAAUAGUGAUGGGGAAAGUGGGCAGCCCUGUCUUGUCCCUUUAUGCAAAUUAAACCUUGGUGAGAUCUGGUUGUUUGUUCUGACUGCGGUGUUUGCUGAGCUGUAUAAUAUUUGGAUCCAGUCUAUGAAUGAUUUCCCAAUGCCGAAUCUGUGCAGAGUGGAAAGAAACUACCAGUUUACUCUAUCGAAAGCUUUUUUUGCAUCUAAGGAGACGAUGGCUGACUCUAGUUUAUGGGUGGUGACAUAAUCAAUUAAGUUGAUUACUGUAAUCUGUUCAUAUUGUUUGUUGACUGUCUACCUUUAAUGAAGCCUGUUUGAUCAGAGCGAACAAUAUAUAUGGAGUGAUUUUUUUCUAAUCUUCUAGCAAGUGCUUUACACACUAUUUUUAGAUCUACAUUUAGUGAAACUGGUCUAUAACUUGAUGGGAGUGUAGGGUCUUUUCCUGGUUUUUGGAGCAGGCUUAUGAAGGCAGAAUUCAUAUUUUUGGGUAAUGAAUUCUGUUGUUUAAUUUUAACUACCAUUUUGUAAAAGCUGGGUGCCAGCAUUAACCAGAACUCCUUUAUUAAUCAUACGUUUUCCCUGGAGGAGUCCAUCUGCUGACCCUCCGACUCAUUCAAGCUCUCUAACAGCAUUCAAGCGGUUCUGAACGGUGAUAUAAACUCAUUUGGGAAUCCAUCUGGUCCUGAAGCUUUUUUAUUGGGCAUCUCCUUCAGAGCUUCAUGUAGUUCUGCCAAAGAUAACAAUGAGUCUAGAGUUGUGGAUUGUUCUUCCUUUAGCUUUGGCAGUUCUAGUUUCUUCAGAAACUCCUCUAUGGCUGAGGUGGAUGCAUCUAUUUGGGAUGUAUAUAACUCUUGGUAAAAGUAAAAGAUCACAAGUAAUAUUCCCUUUCUUAUUAGUUAUUGAAUUGAUGAUUUGUUUCUCUUUAUUUUUUAAUUGGUUAGCUAAAAAUGUACCACAUUUGUGGAUGGUCAAAGUUCUCCCAGCGUAAUUGAUCUAUCUGAAACUGAAUUUUGCAAUCAAUUAUAUUAUUUAACAUCAGCUUUAGAUUCCUCUAGGAUUCUAUCAUUGGUUGGUGAGGCAGCAUAUUUAAUCUCUAGAGAUUUUAUUUUUUGCUCUAAUUCUAAUUCAAGUAGCAUGUCCUUUUUUUCCUUGUGCGAUGAAUAUGCAAUUAUUCUACCACGCAUAACUGCCUUCCCAGUCUCCCAGUGAACACAGGGUGAGAUUCCCGGUGUAUCGUUGAUUUCUAUAAAGGUUACCCAUUCUCUCCUGACAUAACUGAUGAAGUCUUGAUCAUUGAGUAAUGAUGUAUUAAACCUCCAAUUCCUGGUUGAUGGUGUGACUGUCUUAAUCAACGAAGACCGAAGUCAGCCAUGUACUGUUUUAAGGUCUGUACUGAUUGCCAGUUCCUGUUGCUCACAGCUUUGCUUAGCCUGUCCAGCUCUGGGUUAAAUACUAAAUUAAAGUCCCCUCCUACUAUAAGUUUGGAACCAGAGUGAGCAGACAGUAAUGUGAAGAAGCUGUGAAAGAAAGAGGGGUCGUCAACAUUAGGACCAUACACAUUAGCUGUGCAAUAUUCAGUGUUUCCUAUCAAUAUAUUAAUGAUUAUAUAUCUCCCUUCUGGAUCUAUAAUGGUAUCGUUAUGAGUAGUUAAGUUAAUCUUUUUAUUUCUCAGGAUGCCGACCCCUCUUUGUUUAGAAUUGUAACCAGCUAAGUAAGCAUGUGGGAACUCUGUUGAUGCCAGAGUGUAAUCUAUAGUUUUGGGAAUAUGAGUUUCCUGUAGUAAAGAAAUGUCUGCUUGUAGGGUUUUCAUAUGAUUGAAUAUUUUAAAUCGUUUCUCCUUCUUAUUGAUUCCACAUACAUUCCAAGUGACCUUAAGUACCUGUGUAUUCUGAGUUGUGUGUUAUCUAUGUAUGUGCACGUGUUUCAUGUUUGUGUGGCUGCUGGAGGGCUACAUAGCUGGCUGACUACGUGGGAGAAGAAUAGAGAAAAGAAGGAUCUACACAGUGUGAAGUGAAAGUAGGUGAAGGAAAAAGAGUAAAGGGAAGUAAAAAUAAAGUGAAAUGAAAGUGAGUGAUUAAGCAUGAUGAGCGCUUUGCAUAGUGAGUGGGUGAGUGACAUUAGAAUGACAAAAAAACAUUUACAUGAAACAUCUGCGAGGGAACAAGUUUGAAUACUGGAUGUAAAGUUAUAACACUUAGUUGCAUUGCAUCUAUUAUUUUUCAACAAACCUUUUAUAUUAAACCAUUUUUGUUGCAUACCACCUGCUAGUACAGCCACGGAGUUGCUUCCCGGUCGCGGGAGCUCUCCGUUGACGUACAGUUUGUCAACGCUGAUGACAGCCCUGCAGCCUUCUGCCAUGAACUUUUUACUAUUGGGGAACAGUCGGCGGCGGCGAUCGAGGAUCUCCUUUAGGAACUGAUCGUUGACGCUGUAGUCGGUUCCCUUCAGCUGUCUGCCUCUGCUCUUAACCAAUUCCUUCUUCUUAAAGUCAUGAAACUUGGCAACAAUGGGUCGAGGCUGCUGGCCAUCCGGUCGUCUUCCUCCGAGUCUGUGGGAACGGUGAAACGCCAUCUUGUAGACAACUUCCACUGGAAGCUUUAUCUGUUGUUUGUCAGGACUCGGGCAGGCGGCGGACCCACAUGCACAGCACGGAGGCAGGAUAGUGGUUAAACAGAGGUUUAUUUCCCACGGCAGGGUCAGACGGUCCAGGUCAUACCCGAAAGGUUCACGGCAGAAAUACAGGCUGGGAUCAGGCAAAACUCACGGUCAGUUAGUUAGUCCAGGUUCGGUAACAGAUGGUGGUUACAGAGGAUCAGGCAUAGGUGCACGAAACAAAGAACACGAACGAAACUCGAGGAGCACGAAACACGGGAAGCACGGAACUCUGAAGAAACACGCGACACUGAUGAAACACGAAUACAACAAUCUGGCAGCGAACUAAGGACACAGGUGGUGGUUAAAUACAGUGAUUUGAUUAACUGAUUACCGACAGGUGUGGGUAAUGAACUAGGGAGAACAGAACUGAUAACAGGAAGUAAAGCAAGAACGGAAACAGAAACUGGGAGUGCUACCAAAAUAAAACCGGAAAUGGAACCUGGAACCAAAAUAAGACAAGGAAACAACAGGAAACAAAACCCAGAUCGUGACAGUACCCCCCCCCCCUAUGGCGCCUUCCACGGCGCCCACGGAAGCCCCCCCCCCGAACCAGGGCGGGCGGAGGGAGGUCCCAGGCGGAGGGACCGAAUCCCUACCCCUCAAGGCACACGAGCAGGGUGGGUGGAGGGAGGACCGGGGGAGGGCCAAAACACGAGUCCACACGACAAAACCAAGGUCCAUGAACGGGGAAAAAACACGAAGUUCAGGGAUUCCUUCACGGAGGGUGAAGGCGCGGCGAGAUCCUUCUCAGCCGCCGCUGAGCCAGAGUGGCACUCCUAGUGCCCUUGAGCUGGGCCGAUGUCCCCGGGGACCACCCCGCAUGGCAGCGUCCUCCAGGUGGACGCUGAUCCCAGAGACUGAGGAGUCGAGGCGGGCGUCGCCGCAGGAGGCAGCGCCACCCACGCAGCAGGAUGCGCCGAGGGUGAGGCCACCAGUCCGGCAGCCGAACCAAGGACGAGGCAGGAACCAGCGGCGUCCUCCUUGGACCACCGCGACGAGAGACAGGAACCAGCGGCGUCCUCCUUGGACCACCGCGACGAGAGACAGGAACCAGCGGCGUCCUCCUUGGACCACCGCGACGAGAGACAGGAACCAGCGGCGUCCUCCUUGGACCACCGCGACGAGAGACGGGAACCAGCGGCGUCCUCCUUGGACCACCGCGACGAGAGACAGGAACCAGCGGCGUCCUCCUUGGACCACCGCGACGAGAGACAGGAACCAGCGGCGUCCUCCUUGGACCACCGCGACGAGAGACAGGAACCAGCGGCGUCCUCCUUGGACCACCGCGACGAGAGACGAGAGACAUAGGUGCGGCCGGAGCCGCGACGGGAACGACCCCCUCCUGGAGGUCGGCAGGAACUAUGACGGGAACGACCCCCUCCUGGAGGUCGGCAGGAACUAUGACGGGAGCGACCCCCUCCUGGAGGUCGGCAGGAACUAUGACGGGAGCGACCCCCUCCUGGAGGUCGGCAGGAACUAUGACGGGCGCGACCCCCUCCUGGAGGUCCGCCGGGACUGCGGCGGGCGCGACCCCCUCCUGGAGGUCCGCCGGGACUGCGGCGGGCGCGACCCCCUCCUGGAGGUCCGCCGGGACUGCGGCGGGCGCGACCCCCUCCUGGAGGUCCGCCGGAACUGCGGCGGGCGCGACCCCCUCCUGGAGGUCCGCCGGGACUGCGACGGGCGCGACCCCCUCCUGGGGGUGCGCAGGGACUGCGACGGGCGCGACCCCCUCCUGGGGGUGCGCAGGAACUGCGACGGGCGCGACCUCCUCCUGGAGGUGCGCAGGAACUGCGACUGGCGCGACCUCCUCCUGGAGGUGCGCAGGAACUGCAACUGGCGCGACCUCCUCCUGGAGGUGCGCAGGAACUGCGGCAGGCGCGACCUCCUCCUGGAGGUGCGCAGGAACUGCGGCAGGCGCGACCUCCUCCUGGAGGUGCGCAGGAACUGCGGCGGGCGCGACCCCCUCCUGGAGGUCCGCCGGGACUGCGGCGGGCGCGACCCCCUCCUGGAGGUGCGCAGGAACUGCAGCAGGCGCUGCCUCCUCCUGGAGGCUGGCGGGCGCUGCGGCUCCGAGGGUGACAGGGACUGGAACGACCGCUACAGGGCCGACGGGAACGGGGACUGGAACGACCGCUACAGGGCCGACGGGAACGGGGACUGGAACGACCGCUACAGGGCCGACGGGAACGGGACCAGAGACAGGGGCGACCUCUACUUGGUCGACAGGGGCGCCCUCUACUUGGUCGACAGGGGCGCCCUCUACUUGGCCUACGGGAACGCCCUCAACUUGGCCUACGGGAACGCCCUCAACUUGGCCUACGGGAACGCCCUCAACUUGGCCUACGGGAACGCCCUCAACUUGGCCUACGGGAACGCCCUCAACUUGGCCUACGGGAACGCCCUCAACUUGGCCGACAGGGACAGGAACUGGAACGACCUCAACUUGGCCGACAGGGACAGGAACUGGAACGACCUCAACUUGGCCGACAGGGACAGGAACUGGAACGACCUCAACUUGGCCGACAGGGACAGGAACUGGAACGACCUCAACAUGGCCGACAGGGACAGGAACUGGAACGACCUCAACAUGGCCGACAGGGACAGGGACAGGAACUGGAACGACCUCAACAUGGCCGACAGGGACAGGAACUGGAACGACCUCAACAUGGCCGACAGGGACAGGGACUGGAACGACCUCAACUUGGCCGACAGGGACAGGAACUGGAACGACCUCAACUUGGCCGACAGGGACAGGAACUGGAACGACCUCAACUUGGCCGACAGGGACAGGAACGGCAUCUACUUGGCCGACAGGAACAGGAACGGCAUCUACUUGGCCGACAGGAACAGGAACGGCAUCUACUUGGCCGCCAGGAACGGCCGCAACAUGGCCGACAGGAACAAGAACGACCCCUAACGGAUCGACAGGAACUGGAACGGCGUCCCCUCCGGAGCUGGCAUGACCGCUUACAGCUGCCGAGCUCGACGGGGGAGACGUCGGGCCUGAUUGGGUGGAACUAACAGUUGUCAGACGGACGGUGCCCUCUGACUGAGACAAGGACUGAGCGUGACUGGACCGGACUGGGGCGUGACUCGACUGGACUGGAACAUGGGCUAGACUCGGCUGGACCAGAGCGUGACUCAACUGAACUGGGACCUGGACUGGGCUCGACUGGACUGGGCUCGACUGGACUGGGCUCGACUGGACUGGGCUCGACUGGACUGGACUGAAACCUGGACUGGGCUCGACUGGGCUCGACUGGACUGAAACCUGGACUGGGCUCGACUGGACUGGGCUCGACUGGACUGAGACCUGGACUGGGCUCGACUGGACUGGGCUCGACUGGACUGAGACCUGGGCUGGGCUCGACUGGGCUGAGACCUGGGCUGGGCUCGACUGGGCUGAGACCUGGGCUGGGCUCGACUGGGCUGAGACCUGGGCUGGGCUCGACUGGGCUGAGACCGGGACUGGGCUCGACUGAACUGGAACCGGGACUGGGCUCGACUGAACGGGGGACUUAACAGGGCUCGGCUGGACUGGAGGCUGAACAGGGCUCGGCUGGACUGGAGACUGAACAGGGCUCGGCUGGACUGGGGACUGGGCAACACACGGCUGAACUGGGGACUGGGCAACACACGGCUGAACUGGGGACUGGGCAACACACGGCUGAACUGGGGACUGGGCAACACACGGCUGAACUGGGGACUGGGCAACACACGGCUGAACUGGGGACUGGGCAACACACGGCUGAACUGGGGACUGGGCAACACACGGCUGAACUGGGGACUGGGCAACACACGGCUGAACUGGGGACUGGGCAACACACGGCUGAGCUGGAGACUGGGCAAAACACGACUGAGCUGGGGACUGGGCAAAACACGACUGAGCUGGAGACUGGGCAAAACACGACUGAGCUGGAGACUGGGCAAAACACGACUGAACUGGAGACUGAGAACCGCGUGAGUGCAGGAAAUCCUCCCAGCGGAACAACCAUGGAGCUGGGCAGGUUGGUGCAGACACGACGGUCCGACGGGGCUGGGAGGAGGAAACCGAAACCAUCGGCGGUGCGACCGGCGCUGGCGUGGUGCGGAGCGCGUCGCUUAACUCCUCGUACCUCGCGCACAGCCGCUCAUAGAGGCGACGAACGCUGGGGCGCUCUAACGCGCUGUCAUCGUCCUCCAGCGUCAAUAUCGCCACCUCAACGGCGCUACGCUGGUUCUCCGGGUUAAUCGCCCGUCGGUAAUCCUCCGCGAGGAUCUUGAAAUAAUCACGUAGGUCGCUGGGUAGCUCGGCGCAGGUGAAUUCCAUGCUCCCUCGGGAGAAGAAUAUUCCCCGUACGAAAACAAGGGGAAAAAAGCAGUCACUGACCUGACCGGAGGCUAAGUGCUGGCUGGGUCCAAGUUUGGCCAGAUUGUUCUGUCAGGACUCGGGCAGGCGGCGGACCCACAUGCACAGCACGGAGGCAGGAUAGUGGUUAAACAGAGGUUUAUUUCCCACGGCAGGGUCAGACGGUCCAGGUCAUACCCGAAAGGUUCACGGCAGAAAUACAGGCUGGGAUCAGGCAAAACUCACGGUCAGUUAGUUAGUCCAGGUUCGGUAACAGAUGGUGGUUACAGAGGAUCAGGCAUAGGUGCACGAAACAAAGAACACGAACGAAACUCGAGGAGCACGAAACACGGGAAGCACGGAACUCUGAAGAAACACGCGACACUGAUGAAACACGAAUACAACAAUCUGGCAGCGAACUAAGGACACAGGUGGUGGUUAAAUACAGUGAUUUGAUUAACUGAUUACCGACAGGUGUGGGUAAUGAACUAGGGAGAACAGAACUGAUAACAGGAAGUAAAGCAAGAACGGAAACAGAAACUGGGAGUGCUACCAAAAUAAAACCGGAAAUGGAACCUGGAACCAAAAUAAGACAAGGAAACAACAGGAAACAAAACCCAGAUCGUGACAUUGUUUAGGAAGUUUUUAAUGGCGGUUUCCGCGUUUUCCUCCGGCUGUUCUGGAAUCCCCGAGCACACCAGGUUGUCCCUCAUGCUGCGGGCCUGCAGAUCAAUGAUGCCUUCUUUUAUUUUUUUAUUUUCGGCCGCUAGCUGAGCCACAUCCUCCGUCAGGGACUUCACCGUUCCCUUCAGCGCCUCGUUCUCGGUGGCGAGAGAAACCAUCUGCUGCUGGCUAAAUUCCAGGGAGUUGCGGAGGGCCAUAAACUUUUUGUGGGGGAGUUCCACUAGCGCCAGACGCGCGUCAAAGCUUGAUAUUUUUCUUCUCUAUGGACUCCAGGAUGUCCGUGAUGUUUUUGUCCGCCGAGCUAGCUUUAGGUGACUCAGGUGAGUCAGACGGACGGGAUCUUUUGUCUGGAGCCGUGUUCUUUUUCCCCAUUACCAGACGUUCGAAGCACUCGUUGAUGUACUCGAAACUUUCUUUAACUGGUGUUAUCCAGAAUGGUAAGAUGGUUGAUUGUUUUCCCUAGAAUUAGGUAGUUAUUUAUUUAUUUAAAUUGGCGGAGAGUUUGUCGCGCUGUUGUUUGCUACCAGUGUUGCGCAGCCUUGUUGAAUUUCUCAUGCUGUUCUUGCAGAGUCUCGCGUUCUCUCACAGCAUCGCGCUUCCCCCUGUAAGACCCUCCACCCAUUUGGCUGGGUGUAGUGGCUGAGCUCCUCCCAUCUGUAACGAGCUGUCGGGAACAGCGAGGAGAAGGACCCAAACACACAGUACACAGUUCUCAGUUUGGUGUGAUUUAGUGCAAUCCUUGGUCAAACAGGCAUAGGUUGGUACACAGAUUAGCAAAAUGUAGGCAACGGCAUAGACAAGAAACAUGCAAAGGCAGGAAGACUCCAGGCGAGUUUCAAAACACAGGUAAACAUCCAAGUAACAGAACCAAGGGGUACAGGCAAGACAAGGUCAAAACAGGAGCUAGGGUCAGUGCACAGAUGAAGCUUACUGGUCAUGAACGCUGGAGCGUUGACACAAGUGUGAUUUAACAAUCUGGCAAUGAGUGUGGUGAGUGCAGGGAUUUAAAUACAUGACUUGAUUACUGAUUAGAUGCAGGUGGUGAAUCACAUGACAGAAAGUAAAGCAGGGAUUGACUGGAACUGUCAAAGUAAAACUGGAAAUGAACAUGAACACUGGACAUGACACUGAAACCAUGACACCAUCAGCCUAUCUUUCACAAGUGGUAGUGUUCAUGCAUCAACGUCUGUCUCACCCUUUGGGUGAACAAUGUUAAGCUACAGCUUUAUUAACUAUGUAGUGGGACACUCUACACCUGAGCUGAUAAACAGGCUUUUUAAACUUAGCUGUAAGUAUUACUGGUACUUAUCACUAUCAAUAUCAAUAAUGUGUGAUAAUGGUAGUUGUGAUGUUGUAUGUCAUGGCUAUUAUUAAGUAUUAUUAGAUUAUGUAUAAUAAUGCAUAUGUGUAUGUUUAUGAUAUAUGUAUAUGUAUGUUUGUGUAUGCACAUACCUUAACACUAUUAUUAGCAUUAAUAUUAAUUUCACAGGUAAACCAAAGUACAGCAGUUGUUUAGUUAUGAAUGUGUCUGCCUAAUGUACAUCUAUUGAAUUCCAUUCACUUUAAUUCAAAUUUAUUUCUAUAGCGCCAAAUCACAACAAAGUUAUCUCAAGACACUUAACAAAGUAAGGUUUAAGACCUCACAUAACUAAACCCAACAAAUCUACAGGCAGGCUGGUUGGAUCCGCAGCUGCCCAUCACAGACACCAAACUUUGAGUCCAAUGAUACAGUACCUGUAGGUGAGGACAGAGUGGGGGAGAGAGAGCAGGGGAGAAGCACAACUACUGGAGAGAAAAAGACAAGGUUAGUUUAACAUAAAACAAUAAUGGGAGGUUAUUGGACAGAAGAGGUAGAAGGAAACAAAGGAGCUCAGUGUAUAAAUUAAGUCCCCCAGCAGUCUAUGUGUAUUGCAGCUUAACCAAGUGAUGGUUCCUGUGACUAACAAUCAUCGUCAGUGACCUGAACCAUCUCGGACUAUAAGCUUUAUCAAAAAGGAACAAAAAGGAAGGUUUGAAGCCUAAUCUUAAAGGUGGAGAGUGUGUCAGCUUCUCGAACCUGAAGAGGGAGCUGGUUCCAGAGGAGAGGAGCUUGGUAGCUAAAAGCUCUGCCUCCCGUUUUACAUUUAAAGACUCUAAGAACCACUAGCAGCCCAGCGCUCUGAGAACAAAGCGCUGGGAGCAUACAGUAAAGAACUAUGAGGUCUUUAAGAUAAGAAGGAGCUUUAUCAUUGAGUACUUUGUACUGUAGGUGAGUAGGAGAAUUUUAAAUUCUAUCCUACAUUUUACAGGCAGCCAGUGCAGAGAAGCUAAUGUACAUGUAGGAGAAAUGGGAUCUCUCUUUCUAAGUCCUGUCAGAACUCUGGCUGCAGCACUUUGAAUAAGCUGUAGGCUUUUUAAGGAGCUGUUAGGACAUCCUAUGAGUAAGCAGUUACAGUAGUCCAGCCUAGAGGUAACAAAUGCAUGGAUCAGUUUCUCUGCAUCACUCUGAGAGAGGAUGCUUCUGAUUUUAGCUAUAUUUCUAAGAUGAAAGUAGGCACUUCUGGAGAUUUGUUUAAUAUAUGACUUAAGAGAAAUUCUGGUCAAAUAUGACACCAAGGUUCCUCACAGUAGAAUCUGAAGCUAAUGUUACGCCAUCCAGGGUGGCUAUCUGACUCAAUAGUGUCUCUCUCUGAUUUUUAGUCCUAAUAGUAAGAAUUUCAGUAUUAUCUGAAUCUCUAUUUAUUUACUUUGUGCCUAUUGUUUCUUUAACUGAUUUGUUGGUUUCAGCAGCUUUUUCACCAGGGUCCAGAGUAGUUUUUUUUAAAUAAAGGUUUGACCACAGCCACCUUAAAAGCCUGUGGUACAUAGCCUAUACUGUAUGUAAAAAUUUGUUGAUUCGAUUUAAAAUGGACGAGCUGAUUAAAGGUAGAACUUCUUUGAGUAAUUUGGGGAGGGAUUGGUUGUAAAAAACAAUUAAUUAUUGAAGGUAACUCCAUAUGAGUUAUGGGGGAAAGGUCAGAGGUAAAUUUAUAAGAGCUGUUGGAUCUAGUGAUUUCUGUCAUUUGGAGGAAGUCGCUGCGAAAUGUCUUCUCUAAUGGUGAUGAUUUAAUUAGUAAAGUAAUUCAUAAAGUCAUUGCUGCUGAGAUUUAAGGGGACAGUAGGCUCAGCACAGCUAUGACUCUUAGUCAGCCUGGCUACAGUGUUGUUGUGGAAAUCUUCUUAUAAAGAAAUCAACCGUAGAUCUUCAGUGUGAUAAACCAUCUCAAAGUUUACUCUUGUGUCGAGACAAAGUGGGUCACAAUUAUAGUACAUCUAAGGCGCAAGGCACAUCUUACUAUGUACAAAGUAUCCACUACAGGACUGAGGACACGAGACCUGUAUUUUUACCCUGUUACAAACCCCCAAAUGAGCUGUUGACUAUUCUUUGAUAUACAUGAGUGCAGUAAACCCCUCUUUAUGUCAUUUAACAAAGUUCCUUGGGUCACCAGAGUGAAACCCCUACCAUUUGAUAACCAAAUGCUUGACGACCCCCCCCCAGAAACAACCCUCACACAGUGUCAGGAACACACGGCUGAGGACCCAAAUGCACAGCGCACUCAAGAGCUUGAUGAUCGUUAACAAACAAUGUUUAUUACUCCAAUCGUAGUCAGGCGGUCCAGGUCAUACACGCUAAGGCUCAGUACAAAGGCACAAAAGAGGCAGGCAAGAUCAGGUCCAGGAAACAGGCAGGAGUUCAGUACACGGUUAAACACGGCAGAGGUACAGACGAGGGCUAGACAAGACUCGAUGGUCAGACGAUCAGUAACGUUACCACAAUAUCCACAGUGAAGGUACAGACGAGGAAUCGGGGGUCAAAGACAGGCGCGAUCAGCAAACAGGACACUCGAUACGAACGCUGGAAUGCGGUACAAGAACUCGACAAUCUGGCGAGGUACUGGGGUGAGAGGUGAAGUUUAAAUACACGGUGAUCUGAUUGCUAAUGAGGUGCAGGUGUGGAUAAUGACCGGGUGAAGCAGGGAACAGCUGUGACAAGACGUAAAACGGAAGUAAAGCUAGAAUAGAAACAGAAACCGGGAGUGCUACCAAAAUAAAACAGGAAAUGAAAACUGGAACCAAAACAUGACAUGGCUGACAAACAAAGUCCUUACAAAAUAAAAGCAGAACUAGAACCGGAUCGUGACACAGCAUCUCAUAAUAACACAAAAUUUCCCACAAGUGCUGAAAAGAAGCCUGUUUGUUUUCCUCAAUUAAGGAGGAAUAAAAUGUUUUUCUAGCAGCAGGAAGUGCUUUUUUAUAUAUUAUUCAACUAUCCUUCCAUGCAAUGCAGUUUACGUUCUUAAAACACCAUUGCCUUUCUAGUUGUCGUGUCCUCUGCUUUAGGCUGCAGAUCUCUGAGUUAUACCAUGGACCUAAGCUCCUCUAAUUUGCAGACUUCUUCAGUGGAGCCAGUGUGUCUAACAUUGUACGUAGAGAAGCUGCAGCAUCAUCUACAAGAAAUUCAACCUGUUCAUAAGGAUUAAGGAGACUAUUCUCCGAUGUUUAGCUACGAUGACGAUGAGGCAAAAGAUGAUGGAAUCAUCUGCUUGAAUCUGGCAAGAGCGUCCUCAGAAAAAACAUCUGUUAUAGUAAGAUUUCUUUCCAGCUGCUGCAAGGUCAAUUAUGGUAAAUUCAAAAGUUAUUAAGAAAUAGCAAGGUAACAGAGGGUUUUGGGGAAGGACUAUUAAAUUACCAAUUUCAACCCCAUAUGUCAGGACAAGAUCGAAUGUAUAGAUAAAACAAUGAGUGGAUUCAUUUAUAUGCUGAGAGAAACCAAUAGUGUCUAUAAAUGAGUUAAAAGCAGUGCUGAGUCAGUUGCUGUCAACAUCUACAUGAAUGGUAACAUUUCCCAGUACAAUAACUUUAUUUGUGGUAAGAACUGAGGCCGAUAAGAAUACAGAAUUUACUUAAGAACUCUGAAAAUGGAGCAGGAGGAUGGUAAACAAUACAAAACACAAUUGGCUUCUGAUUUUUUGGUUGGGUAAGAAAGGCUCAGAAUGAGGCUCUCAAAUGAGUUCGAACUAUGUUGAGGUUUAGGAGUAAUUAGUAAAUCUGUUUUAGCUUUGGUGACAAAUAAGAAACCAUCUGUUCCUAACUAUUAGAAACCAGUAAGACCAGUAUGAACCCCAUAGCACCUGUUUGACACUCGUCCACAAAAAUCAAUUUGCUCUCAAUAGUGGCUGUGUCUUAUCCUUGAAUAGGUUUGACUGUAUUUUAGUUUACAUGUAUUUUCAGUAAUAUUUACAAUAUUUUAGUUUUCAGCUACAGUUUGGAAAAUGAAUGUCAUAUUUUGCUGUCCACUGUGUUAUGACUUAUUGGUUAUGUUCAUAUACAAUUCAUAUUGUUUGAAGGCGAAAUGAGUUUUUUUCUUUUGCAACAAAGCGUGUGUUUUUGGCAUUAGAGCAGCUGUUUAGACCUAUAUGCGAACUGUUAAGAGAAUGUGUUUCAUUGAACUGCUGCGUCAAAGCAACCAAUAAAAACUGUAAUUCCACAAAGAUGAAUAAUGGGUAUUUUAACCUUGCUCCACUACUUCCCCUCUGUCU